AUGGCUUAAGAAUCUAUUAGAUUAAUAGCAAAAUAACUGAAUAAAAACAAAUUUCUUGUAAAAUGUUUCUAAUUGAAACUAGAUUGCAAAACCUACUACUGAUGUGUUUUAAUGUGUCUAAGCAUUUAUUUUAUUAGUCAAAGGAGUUAAAACUAAAGAUUGGUUAUUAGCUUAAUUAUUAAUGAGCUGCAGUUUAAAUCAAAUGGUGGAAACAAUUAUAGAAAGAAAGAUUGAAUAUACUAAUUUAAUUCAAUGCAAGAAGCUAUUUCAUUUAAUACCCUAAUAAUAAAAUUCUUUAGGGAAAUUAGUAUAUUAAUUAGUAAGUUAAAGUAUAAAUUAUUUGGAAGAAGAUAGAAGCAAGUUUCAAAGAAGUAAGAGUACUUAAUUGAGAAAUGAGUAAAGUUAAUAUAGGAAUUGUUUUAAUAAAAUUGUUAAUUAUAAUAAAAAAGGUUCGCUUAUUAAAUGCAAAGAAGAUUUAAAUAAAAUUAUACAAAAUAGAAAAAUACUACAUGAUUAAAAAAUAAAAGAGGAUGAUCAAAAGAAAUUUGAAUUAUUAAAAGAAUAAAUGAAAAAAUUAAAUAAAAAUAGUUAUUUUAUGUCUCCUCGAAAAAUCUAAUAUGAUUAAUAAGAAUAACAUAUUCUAAGCAAUAACAAUUCAGAAAGGAAAUUAACUAAUAAUAAAUAAAUGAGAUCACUUAGAUCAUUUAGAUAAUCAUUUUAUGAAUGA
Paramecium pentaurelia is the source of this 727-nucleotide messenger RNA. The record is from the annotation of a GenBank genome assembly. NCBI's taxonomy places the organism in Eukaryota, Ciliophora, Oligohymenophorea, Peniculida, Parameciidae.